Molecule: messenger RNA, 2301 nt
Organism: Penicillium malachiteum
Lineage: Eukaryota; Fungi; Ascomycota; Eurotiomycetes; Eurotiales; Aspergillaceae
Product: putative cell wall protein
Exons: 1
Coding region: 1-2301 (766 amino acids)
Source: RefSeq, a predicted model, not a curated record
AUGCGUUCUUCACUCGUUUUACUCGCCGGUCUGGCGAGCUCGACUCUCGCUUACCCAACUGACGUGUCUGUUGACCGUCGUACUUUCGGCCUCGUUUCCGAGAUUCUCGGUUCCGUCGGAUCCGAGGUCACUACAAUCAUUGAUGAUGUUCUUGGUCUCAGUGGUAGCUCCUCCACUACUCUGCUCGCUGGCUUGAGUGCUCGUGGUGCUGCAGCUCUGGAGGGUGGUGUGCUCGGAUGCGGUUACUCUGUUAUUGACUCUGCUGCCCGUGUGGAGCUGAAGAGCUGGCUGGUCAGCCAGACCAGCAUCACUGGUUCCAUCAAGACCUCUCUGGUCUCUUGGUGUGAGGGCUCGGUCACUGUCCUCGAGGAGAGUGCCAUUGCUGCUUUGGCUGUCUAUAUCCCCACCUGCGCCGAGCUUGCUGCCAAGGAGUCCAUCUACGUUACUAUUGAUGGUAUCUUCGAGGCCACCGAGCUUGAAUCCACUCUCGUCCUCAGUGCUUCUGCCCAAGCUACUCUUACUGCUUUCCUUGACGUCCACGUCGACCUUGAUGUUAACAUCCUGGCUGGUCUGAACCUUUGCGCUGGUGGUGGUAUCAUUGGAAGUUUGACUGCCGAUGUCAAGGCUUCUCUGCUUGCUUGGGUCUCUGCCUCCGACUGCUCUUUGAGUGCCUCUCUGCAAGCCGCCGUUCUUGCUUGGAUCAAGGGCGAGUCUUGCGAUGACCUUGUUGAGGUUGGUACUAUCUCUGUCGAUGCAUUGACUGCUAUCUCCGUUGGUGGCUCUAUCGAGGUUCUCGUCGAUGAGUCCGGUGUUCUCACUACCAGUGCUAUGGCCUCCAUUGCCGCUUUCCUCGAGGCUGAGGUUGACAUUGACGUCAACGUCCGUGCUGCCCUGAAGGCCUGUGGUGAGGGCACUCUUGCCUCCGCUCUGAGCCUUGAACUCCGUACCUCCUUGGCUCUGUGGCUCGUCGAGUCUAGCUGCUCUCUGGGCGUUGAGCUCAAGGCCGUCGUUCUGCUCUGGCUCUCUGUUGCUGUUACCGCUGAGGUUUCCGUUGACAUUGUUGCUGACCUGCUUGUUGACAUCACCGGUUUCUUGACCGAGGAGAUCAUCGCUCUUCUCAGCGUUAACCUGCGUGGUGCCCUUGCCCUCCUUGAGGCUGGCGAGAGCCUGACUCUGCUGUCCUGGAGCACUCGUGCUGAGCUGGCUGCUUUCCUCAGUGGCUGCACUAGCAUCGAUAUCAGCGUUUCCAUCGAGAUCAUCAUUAUCGAGUGGUUCACUGGCUGCGGUAUGGGCUCUGGCUCUGGCUCUGGAUCUUCUCCUUCCGGCACUCCUUCAGUCUCCAUCCUUCCUUCCGCCACUGGCUCCGUCUCUAUUCCUUCCGGUGCUGGUCCUACCGGUUCUGGCUCUGUUCCUUCCGGCGGUGCCCCCACUGGUUCAGUCUCCAUUCCUUCCGGUGCCGGUCCUACUGGCUCUUUCUCUAUUCCUUCCGGCGGUGCUCCCACUGGCUCCAUCUCCAUCCCCUCAGGUGCUGGCCCCACUGGCUCGGUUUCUAUUCCUUCCGUCCCUGCUCCUUCUGAGUCUGCUGGCUCUGGCCCCGCUCCCUCCGGCCCUGCUGGUGGUGUUCCCAGUGGCUCUUCCCCAUCUGGCCCUGCCCCAUCUGGCCCUGCUGGCUCAGUUUCCAUUCCCUCAGGUGCCGGCCCUACCUCCGUUUCCAUUCCUUCCGGCCCUGCUCCCUCCGAGUCAUCUGGUGCUGGACCUGCUCCUUCAGGCCCCGCCGGCGGUGUUCCUGGCUCCAGCUCUGUGCCUUCCGGCCCUGCUCCCUCUGAGUCUGCUGGCUCUGGCCCCGCUCCCUCAGGCCCUGCUGGUGGCGCCCCUAGCGGCUCUUCCCCAUCUGGACCUGCCCCCACCGGCCCCGCUGGCUCGGGCUCUAUCCCCUCUGGCUCUGCCCCUACUGGCUCCGAGGGUUCCGGUCCCGCCCCAUCUGGUCCGGCGGGCCCUGGUGCUGGCAUGAGCACUGGAUGUGCUUCCCCCUCUGAGACCGGUUACCCCGGCGGUGGUGCUGCCCCCUCCGAGACCAGCGUCUGGGUUGCCCCCACCGCAACUGGUGCCCCCGGCGGCGGCUCUCCCGGUUACACCGAGACUGCUGCUUGGACCGAGACUGUUGCUUACACUUCUGCUUGGACUGAGACUGUUGUUGCCCCCGCUCCCACCACCGCUCCUUCUGGUGUCUCUCCUGAGGGCUCAGCCAUCUGGACCAGCACUCUUAUCAUCACCAAGACUGUCUGCGGAUGCGAGGCUUAA